Messenger RNA from Dunckerocampus dactyliophorus (ringed pipefish), 3116 nucleotides. It is a transcript of the gene cdh17, whose product is annotated as cadherin 17, LI cadherin (liver-intestine). Gene Ontology annotation, biological process: calcium-dependent cell-cell adhesion; adherens junction organization; homophilic cell-cell adhesion. Gene Ontology annotation, cellular component: adherens junction; plasma membrane; catenin complex. The coding region runs from base 117 to 2819 and encodes 900 amino acids. The transcript is spliced from 18 exons. Gene Ontology annotation, molecular function: cadherin binding; calcium ion binding. Lineage: Eukaryota; Metazoa; Chordata; Actinopteri; Syngnathiformes; Syngnathidae. The record is from RefSeq and is a predicted model, not a curated record.
CCUUGAACGCCUCAUUUUAGGAGCGCUAACUUUCUCCCACGCUGCACGAAUAGACUACAGUAUACUGUAUUUUCCCCGUCUUCUUUCACUCAUAUUUGGUCCCAAAUGCUGAUACCAUGUGGGAACGCGUAAAGACUGUGAUCACGAUGACUCCCAUGGUGCAUCUGUGUCUUCUGGCGCUCCUGCUCAGCUCAGCUGAUGGGUCGAGCCUGGAGGGCAAGAAGGUCUCCUUUGAGAACAUGGUGGUGGAGGUACCAGAGGGGACACCCGUACCGUAUGUCCUCUAUCAGUUCCAAGUGAACCAUCCAGGUGUGAAUGGCUUCAGGCUGACUGGAGAAGGCAGCGAUGCCGUCAAGAUCUCAGAGGAUGGGUGGCUGUACCUGGACAAACCUCUAGACUGGUCCCACAAUGACAACUACCUGAUUGCGGUGGACGCUUUGGUAGAUGAUAAAGUCGCGGAAGGGCCAAUUUACGUGACCAUAAAUGUGUUGGACGUCAACAACCACGCUCCAGUCUUCAAUCAGAGUUACUACACUGCUCUGGUCCGAGAGAACUCUCCAGCAGGCGUCCCCUUCAUUCGUGUGUUUGCGUCCGAUCGGGAUGACCCCUCCACUCCCAACGCCCAACUGAGAUACAGCCUGGUCAGCCAGAUCCCCAACAGGGAAAACAGUCUGCUCUUCCAGGUGGACCCCACCACCGGCGAGAUCUCCACAUCCCAACAAGGUGAACAAAGCCUCACGGCCAGUGAGACAAUCCAGUACGCCAGAGGAGAAGACCGUGGCGUUGACGCUCUGAAGGCAAAGUUUGACGACUACUGUCCCGCGCCGACCAUCCCACAUGAAGAGAAUCCCUUCUUCACCUGUGUGGAGAGAGCAGAGAUGAGAAGGAGGAACCUAAACCCCCUGGAGGACCCGGACUACACCUUGUUUGUGCGGGUCCAGGACAUGGGGGGAGCGUCAGAGACAGCGUUGAGUGGUAACACCAGAGUGCACAUUGUGGUGCAGCCCAACCUGUGGGUGAACCCUGGCCGGAUCAGCAUUAGAGAGCACGCGGAAGGAUCUUACCCGCGUAUCGUUGCAAAGGUCCAAUCCAACGAUCCUAACGCCGUCUACAGGCUUGUACAGAAAGACAGAGAGCUGACCUUCCCCUUCCAGAUCACAGAAGAUGGAGAAAUCCUCCUGACGGAGGAGUUGGACAGGGAAGAGAAGGACAUGUACAUCCUGGUGGCGAUGGCAGAGGAUGAGUAUCAGAACCAGGUGGAUCCACCCAUGGAGAUCCAGGUCGUGGUGGAGGACGUGAACGACAACGCACCCGUGUGUGUGAAUGAGGAGAGUGUGUUUGAGGUGCAGGAGGAUGAGCCUGUAGGCAGCCUGGUUGGACAACUGCUGGCCCACGAUGACGACGAAGAAGGGACGCUCAACGCUCUGCUGACCUACACCAUCGUGUCCCAAGAGCCGACCACCUCGCUUGGCUCCUUCGCCAUCGACGCCGCCUCUGGUCGAAUUCAAGCACUGCGCUCGCUGCAGCGUCGAGAGCAUCAGGUGUACAAGCUCAGCGUCCGAGUCAGUGAUCCAGCUUACAGUGCAGAUUGCAAGGUUGUGGUCAAGGUCAUUGAUGUCAACAACGAGCUGCCUCUCUUUGAGAAGAAUGAUGUAAGGGCACACAGAAACGUGUGUUGUAUAUGUGUGUGUGUUAAUAUGUGUGUGUGUUGCGGCGUGCAGUAUGGCAGCCACACGCUGGCGGAGGACGUGGACGUAGGACACACGGUGCUCAGCAUCACGGCGUCAGAUGCGGACGACCCGGAAAGCGGCAGCUCCUACAUCGAGUUCCACAUCUCAGAAGGCAAUGAUGACGAGGUCUUCGCCGUGAAAACAGACGGGAAAGGCGUCGGCCACCUGGUCAUCGCUAAGCCACUGGACUUCGAGACGUCCACCUCCUACAAGCUGAAGAUCGACGCUCGUAACCCGGAGCCUUUGAUGAGCGGCCUGGAGUACGGCAGCGAAUCCAGCACCUACGUGUCGUUGUCUGUCACCGAUGUGGACGAAGCCCCGGAAUUCAUGUUGGACAUGCUGGAUGUGAGCGUGCUAGAAAACACCACCAAGGGAGCUGUGCUGCUCACUGUGGAGGCCAAGGACCCCGAGGGCAAAGAGAUACGUUUUAAGAUGGACAGCGACCCUAAGGGGUGGCUGGAGAUGGACGCCGCCACGGGACAGAUCAGGACCAAAGACAAGCUGGACAGGGAGACUCUGGAGACAUUUGAGGUCAAGGUCACGGCCUUUGAAAAAGAUAACCCGGACAAGUAUGAUGAGCGCGUGGUGUCCAUGAGGCUGCUGGACGUCAACGACAACGUCCCCAAACUGACAGAGAGGCAGGCCUUCAUCUGCGUGCAGAAACCGGAAGCGGUCUUCAUCAAGGCUCGUGACGCAGACGGCCCCCCCUUCUCACAGCCUUUCACCUUCGCCUUCGCACACGGAAAGAAGUCCCACAACUGGGACCUGCAAGUCGUGGACGGAACCACCGCAAAGCUGACCCUGAAGAAAACACCUACUGAAGAUAAAACCUUCUCGCUGCCCAUCAACAUUAAAGACAACUCAGGAAUGGGAGUCACACAAGCCUUUGAUGUCCACGUGUGUACGUGCACGGAGCUGGGCUACUGCUACACGGCACCCGCCGAACACGGCUUCAAAUACGGCCUGGGACCCACCAUCGGCAUCUUGGCGGGAAUUCUGGGGUUCUGCGCGAUCGUCUUCGUCAUCGUGAUCAAACGUUCGAGGAAACAGAAGAAGGCGGCGACGGAGGAGAGGAACGCCUUAAUGUAGAGAUGGCAUAGACCAUUUGCCUUUCACGUGAGGACUUGUGAAGGACAUGAAGGUCCAUUAAGAGGUUAGCUUAGCCUGCAGUCAUCCGUAAAAAGACAUUUUCUAGCUUAUCGUAUUUACUAUUUGCCGGACGUAAUUCCAAAAAGGCGGUAGAACCCUAAUUUAUUGACACGUGGCCCCCACACAUGUAACAAUCCUGAAUGUUUGUCAUGUUUGUUUUGUGCAAUGACUGCUCUUUUCCCCCAAUAAACAAAGCAAGUGGGCGCCACUUUAGCACUCUGGCCGCUGCUUUCAACA